Molecule: messenger RNA, 1044 nt
Organism: Echinostoma caproni
Lineage: Eukaryota; Metazoa; Platyhelminthes; Trematoda; Plagiorchiida; Echinostomatidae
Source: the annotation of a GenBank genome assembly
AUGUCUGAGUUCUGGAUUAUUUCUUUGCCAGGGGAAAGAAACCCAGAUCAGGUUUUCGAACGCUUAGAUGCAACUUUAUCGAAAUAUAAUGGCAUAUCGUCGCAAUGGAAGUUCCAAAUACCAGCUGACCUCAAGGUUGGAACUUUGGAUGUUCUGGUUGGUUUGUCGGAUGAACUAGGAAAAUUAGAUAUUUAUGCAGAGGGCAUUACCAAGAAGGUGGCUCAAUAUAUGGGCGAUGUACUAGAGGAACAGCGACAUAAGCUAGAAGACAAUUUGACUGUUAAUGGAUUGAACCCUGCAAACUUUUUGAUCAAAUUCCAGUGGGAUUAUGCGAAAUAUCCCCUCCUUAUACGCUAUUAUAUCAGAGGUAAACAUUUUCAACUUUCAAAAAUUGAUUCUGACUUGAAAAAUAAGUCUACGGCUUACAAUGCCGUGAAAGGUUGUUUACUCAACCUCGAACGCAAACAAACUGGGAGUCUACUUACUCGCGAUCUUGGUGACAUAGUGAAAGGAGAACAGUUCGUAGUUGGAUCGGAAUACAUGGCAACAUUGGUGGUGGUAAUACCUAGGUCGUCUUACAACGAGUGGCUCUCUUGCUACGAAACUCUCACUGACAUGGUUGUUCCAAAAUCUUCGGAGUUAAUCUUCGAAGACCAAGACCAUGGUCUGUGGACCGUUACUAUUUUCCGGAAAAUGGUCGAGGAUUUCAAGAAUCGAUGUCGAGAACGAAGGUUCACUGUUAGGGACUUCGAAUACGAUCAAAGAAAAAUAGAAGAGAGCAAAAGUGAAAUGUCAAAGUUGGAAUCGGACAAAAAACGGCAAUUUGUAAGUACGCAUCGUUGUCCCAAACCCUACAUUUCUAAUAAGGAAUUAUUCAUAAGAUCCUUUUUCCUAGUACGUCCGAGAUUCAUUUUUUCUGUUUGCAAAUCUGGAAUUCCGGUUUCUGCAAUCGUUCGAACCCCGCCACCGCCACCCGACUUUGGUGGUAGUGGUUCGCCACUCCAGGUUCCGGGGCUUAGGUUGCCGAUUUCAACCACUGAAUAA